AUAAGAAGAUACACCCAUACCAAAAUUAUUUGGUACACACUUAUUAAACAACCACAAUCACCGUUAUGCUAUCCACAACCUUCUUUUAAUCCACAUUUUUGUCCAUAAAUACAUCUCACAGACACUACCACCAAUUCCAUGGAUGACAUUCCCAAUUUAACAGUUCUUGAACAUUCUCGAAUAUCACCACCACGGGACACCAUUGGCCACUGUUCGCUGCCACUAACUUUCUUCGACGUUACAUGGCUACUGUUUCCACCGGUCCAUCAUCUUUUUUUCUACGACUUCCCACAUCCAAAAUCCCAUUUCAUAGAAACCGUUGUCCCCAAUCUAAAACACUCAUUAUCAAUCACUCUUCAACAUUGUUUCCCAUUUGUUAGCAAUCUGAUUGUAUUUCCCACGGUUACUAGGAAGCCGAAAAUCCGACACGUGGAAGGUGAUUCUGUUGCAGUUACUUUUGCAGAAAGCACUCUUGAUUUUAAUGAUCUGACAGGAAAUCAUCCUCGGAAAUGUGAAGACUUUUAUCUGCUUGUUCCUGCUUUAGGUAGUGCCGUUAAAGAAUCUGAUUACGUCACACUCCCACUUUUCUCGGUCCAAGUGACGUAUUUUCUGAACUCAGGUUUCUCUAUCGGAUUGACAAAUCAUCACAGCCUUGGUGACGCUAGUACUAGGUUCUGUUUCUUAAAGGCGUGGACCUUGGUUUCUGAAUCUGGUGGGGAUAAAUCAUUUUUAACAAAUGGAUCUCCACCUAUUUAUGAUAGAUUCAUUGACAUUCCGAAACUAAAUGAAAAGUUGUUGAAUCAAACAAAGCUGGAAACAUUUUAUAAAAGUCCUAGUCUUGUUGGUUCCAGUAAUCGGGUUCGGGCCACAUUUGUGUUGACCCGAACCCAUAUUAAUCAACUAAAGAAACAUGUCUUAACCCAACUUCCAACUCUGGAGUAUGUAUCCUCUUUUACAGUAACAUGUGGUUAUAUAUGGAGUUGUAUUGCGAAAUCAUUAGUCAAAAUGGGAGGAAAAACAAGUGAAUAUGAGUUAGAACAGUUUAUAGUGUCAGUCGAUUGCAGAUCACGUUUAGAUCCGCCACUUCCAGCAACUUACUUCGGUAAUUGUAUCGCACCGUGUAUUGUAACUAUAAAUAACGUUGUGUUAUCAGGUGAAAGUGGGUUUGUUAUUGCUACCAAAUUGAUUGGAGAGGGUAUAAGUAAAAUGGUGAACAAUAAGGAGGGGAUCUUGAAAGAUGCGGAGAGAUGGUAUGAUGGUUUCAAGAUUCCAGCAAGGAAGAUCGGAGUCUCGGGUACACCAAAACUCAACUUCUAUGACAUGGAUUUCGGGUGGGGGAAGCCAAUAAAAUAUGAAGCUGUUUCAUUUUACUAUAUGAUUAUGGAGACGUUUUAUAUAAGUGGAUCCAAAGAAUCAGCAGCACAAGAUCUUGAAAUUGGAGUGUGCUUUUCGAGUUUGCAGAUGGAGGCAUUUGCUAAUAUCUUCAACCAUGGAUUAAAAAGUGCAAUUUAUCAGUAAUAUAUCGUUACCUUUUUCUAUGUAUCAAAUAUAUAUAGUUGCACAUAUGUAUCAUGCUUUCAAAUGUGUUUUGAGUUUGAACAUCCACUGCUUAUGAAUGUUUAACUAUGUACGUAUCAAA
This is a messenger RNA of Helianthus annuus (common sunflower), 1639 nucleotides long. RefSeq names its product malonyl-coenzyme A:anthocyanin 3-O-glucoside-6''-O-malonyltransferase. The record is from RefSeq and is a predicted model, not a curated record. The coding region runs from base 139 to 1518 and encodes 459 amino acids. NCBI's taxonomy places the organism in Eukaryota, Viridiplantae, Streptophyta, Magnoliopsida, Asterales, Asteraceae. The transcript has a single exon.